UUAUAUCUUCUACAACUUGUAAUCACAGACUUCGGCUACCCAGAAACAAGAUUCAGUAGCCCCGCCGCAUAAACUGAUAAUCCCUAAUCAGAGAUUCAUUACAAGACCUCAAAUCCUUGUUUCUUUCUGCCCAUUUCCAUUCGGAUUCGACACCAAGCUCCCUGCUACAUCCAAUGGAGCCGAAUCAUUAUCCAGACUCACUGUAAAAGAAGAUAUCUUACUGGUCUGGACAACAUUUUACCACUUUAACAAUACAUCAGGCCAUCUCUUUUGGUCGGAAAGCACCUGCUUUGCACUUAGGGACAAUCUUCAAAAGUUUUAGGUGCAAGAAAUUUCGGUUCCUAAAGAAAGAACCGAACCGAACUAAAUUAUUUCGGUUCGGUUUCGGUUCGGUCCAAUAAUAAUUUUGGUCCGGUUCGGUCCCAAAAAAAUUGCUUAUUCGGUUCUCGGUUCUUUCGGUUCGGUCCGGUUCCGGACCGAACCGACCGAAUGCUCAGCCCUACCCAUACCCUCUCUCCAACCAAACGACCCCUUAAAAUGAUUAACGAGCCCUGCCGUAUUAACUUAAAAGGGUAAAAUAAGCACUUUCUUCGGUUAUCAAACAGACCCUCAGUAUCAAGGUACCGCCUUCAACCUGCGCCCCUUGCUUCAUUGUUUCCGGGUACUUCGUCAGAUCACGAGAUUUCAAUCCGGUUAACGGGAACGUGAAUGAGAUGAUCCAAACUGCCCUUGCUUACGUGAACAAUGUAGUAUGAUUUUUUUGCUACUUGUGGUUAUGUGAAGCAGAGAUUCUUCAUAACUUGAUGUACGGCUUCUCCUCCUCCUCCGGUCCCGGCUACUCCCCUGCGGCUCCGCCCUAUUAUCCAUACAACUACAGCGGCUACUAUGAACCAGGUCCUGAACUAUGUCUUCGGUUUCCUGACAAAAGGGAGAGCGAAUCAUUAGAUGCUAGAUUUGAUCAAUCUCCGGUACUAAAAAAAAUUCUAGAUUACUAUGUUGAUCGAAAACCUUCCAGAGAUUCACUAUUGUUUUCUAAAGAUGAUCAGUAUGUCAAAACUACUGCCGAGAACAAAAAACUGUGGCGUAUCUAUUCCAAGAUUACACCUUCAGUUGUAUCCGUGUCUUCAUUUCUUGGCGUGGAGAGGAAAUUUGAUUGCUCAGGUCUCAUAAUAGACUGGAAUUCAAUUGAUAAUGAGGCAACCGUAUUGACUUCUGCAAAACUCCUUUGGAGUCCAAAGGAUACCAGUUUAGAAUUUCAUCUAAUUGUAAGAACGGCAGAUGGAACUUUGUUUCUUGCUAGAGAAGACUACGUGGACUAUCAUCAUAACCUUCUUACUUUGAAAAUCAAGUCCACAAUAGAACUAAAAGUUGUAGAUUUGAGAUGUAGGCAAGCAGAAUAUGUUGAACGGAUGAGUGUCAUUGCUCUGGGUCGUGAUUUUCAAACGUGCCUUCCAUUUGAUUAUGUAGGAGAACUAUCUCUUGCAUUCCCAAAUUAUGGUUGUGACGAGCUUUUGAUGUCUACUUGUAGAUUCUCUGAGAUUUGUGAAGGUGGACCACUUAUCACCGAUACUGGAUAUGUGAUUGGUAUUAACUUUAAGGAUGCGCAUUCACUUCCUGCACCGGUUAUCUUAUCAUGCCUAGAGAUGUGGAGGUCCUUUGGUACUGUUGUGCGCCCUUGGUUUGGAAUGAGCGUGGUUGAUGUGGAUCAAUUAUCUUAUUGUAUAUGGGAAAGAUAUAAUAUACCCGUUGAAGGGUCAUAUGUUGUCGUCAAAGAGGUAUUGAAAGGAUCAAUUGCUGACAGAAAUGAUGUACGUCACGGGGACUUGGUUUCUACAUGUAAUGGAGUUUCGAUACGAUCUGCCAAGCAGUAUUCCCAGUUAUUGUCUAAGGCAUCACAAGUUUUGUCAGCAUGUGCUGAUUCAAGCCAACAAAGUUUCACUGUUGUCAUAAAUCCAUUUGAUCGUCACACUGAUAAUAUUAGCAUCGAGGCUGAGCAAGUUUCGGUCGAUGACAAGAGGUUUAAUUAUCGUUGGCAGGGAAUUUUAUCUGGUGAAUGGAACAAGAUCGAUGGAUUGCUAAGAAAUCCCAGGCGCCUGCGGUAUGACCCGACUGUGCCUCACUAUGUACCAGGGGAGAGCAUGUAUUACCCGACUGUGCCUCGCUAUGUACCAGGGGAGAGCAUGUAUUACCGGACUGUGCCUCACUAUGUACCAGGGGAGAGCAUGUAUGACCCGACUGUGCCUCGUUAGCAUGGGCCGGUUCGGCUCGGUUUGUGGAUAAAACUGGAACCGCAACCAUAUACGGAUACUCGGUUUUUUAAAAUUAAAAACCGCAUUCGGAUUUGGUUCUGGUUUGAAAAUCCUUGAUUCGGUUAUAAUCGGCUCUGUUUUGGUUGCAAAACCAAUAAAUAUAAGAAUGAAAAAUAAUA
Messenger RNA from Daucus carota subsp. sativus, 2428 nucleotides. RefSeq names its product putative protease Do-like 14. NCBI's taxonomy places the organism in Eukaryota, Viridiplantae, Streptophyta, Magnoliopsida, Apiales, Apiaceae. Gene Ontology annotation, molecular function: protein binding. The transcript is spliced from 12 exons. Bases 804 to 2249 code for a protein of 481 amino acids. The record is from RefSeq and is a predicted model, not a curated record.